AUGGAGUACCAGCCGCUGCUGAAAGUGAUAGUCAUAACCAAUGGCAUGAGAGUAUUUCAUAGUCUUGGAAAGGUGCCUCUUACAGGGCCACCAGAUUUCCUUGCCUCAGUGCAGCUUCCCACUUGGACACUCUUUUUGACUGUGUGUGCAGCUGGAAUUGGAGGGACCUUUCAAUAUGGGUAUAAUGUUUCUGUCAUCAGUGCACCCACUGAGCACAUCCACAAGUUUCUCAAUGACACCUGGCACAGCCGUUAUGGGACAGAGCUCAGUCCCAGCAUGCUGACUCUCCUCUGGUCCACCAUUGCUUCUGUUUUCUCACUGGGAGGGCUGUUUGGGGCACACCUUGGUGGCAGCAUGGCGAUCCGUCUGGGCAGGAAAGAAGCUCUUUUGAUAAACAACUUUAUUGCCAUCCUGGUGGCUAUCCUAAUGGGAAUCAGCUUUCCAGCUGGACUGUAUGAACUGCUGAUUGUUGGGAGAUUUUUGAUUGGUGUGAACGCAGGCAUUGGCUUCUGCGUGCAGCCCCUCUAUAUAGGAGAAGCAGCCCCCAAGCAUCUACGGGGUGCUAUGGUCAUGGGCAGUUCCAUAUUCCUGACAGGAGGGAUUUUCACAGGACAGAUUAUUGGCCUCAGGGAGCUACUUGGUGGAGAGGCCUCCUGGCAUUUCCUGCUCUCAAGCAGCUGCUUCCCAGCCUUUGUCCAGCUCUUGGCUCUUCCUUGGUUUCCGGAAAGUCCCCGGUUUCUCUUCAUUGACAGAGGGGACGAGAUGGAAUGCAUGAAAGCAUUGAAGUGCUUCCAUGGCCCUUUGCAUUACCAGAUGGAAAUGGAGGACAUUCAGAGGGAGCGCUUUGCCCUCGGGGGUGAGAAGGCCAAGCAAAUCUUCAUGGACCACAGCAUCCGAUGGCAGCUCAUCACCACCAUCCUCAUAACAAUGGGCCAGCAGCUUAGUGGGAUCAAUGCAAUUUACUUCUAUGCAAGUUAUGGUUUUGAGGAAGCUGGGAUCUCCCGAGAAAAUAUUCCCUAUGUGACUCUAGGCACUGGGGCUUGCGAGUGCAACUCACUGCCCCCAUGUGGAUUGCUCAUUGAGCACAUGGGGAGGAGGGCUCUGAUCCUGGGAGGCUACUCUCUGAUGACCUUGUGGUGCAUAGUGCUGACUUUUUCCCUGACGUACCAGGUGUACUCAUGGGCACCGUACCUAAGCAUGGCCUGCAUAUUUGCCUUCAUCUUGAGCUUUGGGCUUGGACCAGGUGGAGUGACAAACACUUUGACAACCGAGUUGUUCACACAGUCUUCGUUCCCUGCUGUUUACAUGAUCACAGGAUCCGUUAGCUGGCUCCGUUUCUUUACCAUUGGAAUGCUCUUCCCCUUCAUUGUGAAAGGCUUCAAGCAGUACUGCUUCAUUGUAUUUUUGCUAGAAUGCUGCUUGGUUGUCAUUAUCAUCGCCUUUAUCAUUCCUGAAACGAAGAACAAAACCUUUCUGGAAAUUAAAGAAUCUCACAAGCUGAACUUUGGCAGAACCCAGGAGCAAGAUGGAGGAUGGUGCGACAGGCACCGUCUCAGCAAUGAGUUCUAA
Rhineura floridana is the source of this 1569-nucleotide messenger RNA. RefSeq names its product solute carrier family 2, facilitated glucose transporter member 11-like. Gene Ontology annotation, biological process: monosaccharide transmembrane transport. NCBI's taxonomy places the organism in Eukaryota, Metazoa, Chordata, Lepidosauria, Squamata, Rhineuridae. Gene Ontology annotation, cellular component: membrane. The record is from RefSeq and is a predicted model, not a curated record. Gene Ontology annotation, molecular function: hexose transmembrane transporter activity.